AUGGCCUCAGCAGUGGCUCCAUCGUUUCGUUCAUCAAAAGAGACAACUAAUUACGCCAUGUUAUGCAGGCUUCUGGUGGAUGUCAGAGCACAUAUCUUGAGAAAGACUUUUGAUAAGAGGCGUCCAACAGGAGACCUGAACGCAGUAUUGUCAAGUCCCCCAGUUCAUGCAGUCUUAAACUCACUUCGAAAGAAACAAAUUCUUAGUCCUUCUCUUUGGAGAAAACUAUAUCCUACCAUCAAAUCUACAGUUUCAUCAAAGGAUUUCGAUAUCCCUCUACUGAUGGUUUUGCUGAGGAGUAUAUGCGGUCUUGUUCGUCCAGCUACCGGCUGGGACACUCUUCCUUCUGCAGCAGAUGCAACCCUUGAGGCAGAGAUCGUUCGCAUCAAUUGCUUCAGAAACAAAGUUUAUCGUCAUGCCAGCGAGGCCUCAGUAGAUGAUUCAACAUUCAAUCAAUACUGGCAGGACAUCCAAGAUGCAUUGGUGAGACUGGGAGGAGCUGAUUACCAAAGUGCUAUUGAUGAUCUGAAAAAGGAAUGCAUGGACCCUGAUUUCGAAGAACACUACAUAGAGCUUCUUAAACAGUGCAUCAUGGAUGAAGUUAGCAUCAAAGAGAGACUGGAUGAAAUGGAAGCAAUCGUUAAUCCUAAAAAGAGAGCAGGAGACAAAGGUAUUGUGUAUUAACGGUAAAAUCUGUGCAACGGCCUUUUGAUCUUUCCUGAGAAAAGAAACUUGAAGAGGAAGAUUGAAGGGCCUUUCGUCACAGGGUAAUAAGCAGUUUAACAAUCAGUUCAUUUCAGUAUUAUAAAAUGCCUACCUUUAAAAAUAGCUCAAACUCGGAGAACUCUCUAGCGUACACACACAAAAAAAAAUAGGUGUUUUCUGAGUCAAAUUUGUUCCUCCCGUACCACAAAUUACUGGAUCUGCUCCUGAAAUGAGUCCGUUAGUGUUGGUAAUCACACGAUUUCGAGUACGAUUUUGGGUAAAACAGCACAAGUAGAUUUUUGAAAUGCGAACAAAUUACACGAGCCUGUAGGGCGAAUGCAAUUUGUAGUUUUUGAAAAAUUUACACAUGCUGAUUUAUCCCGAAUUGCACGAGGAAAAUCAUGCGAUUACUUAUUAAUAAUAUACUAGCAAAAAUAUGACUCUGUCUUCCACUUUAGUUGCUUUUUUUUUUUCGUGCCAAGGCUCACUGGUUCGGCCGCUUGCCUUUGCCUUGUGCUGCAGUAGUCGGGGUUUUCCCAAAGAAUUUGGCUCGAGCUUUUAAACUCACCGUCACGAACAAUCGGGUUUUUGUACUCUUUGUUUAUUAGGUAUCGGUCGACAGCAAUAAUCAGAACACGAAAGAUAUCACGCUCGUUAUCUUCCGUCUUUUUUACGAACUACUAUUGCGUAAAAUGCCUCAAGAAGUUUGUUUAGCGCCUCCAAUUCUUAUUUUUCAAUGCCCAAAACUUCCAAACUUUUAGCCAGUUGUUUGUGCUUUGUUUUGUAUUUCUAUUUUUGGCAUUCUCCAUCAAACUCUAAAUUGAAAAGGUUGUUACCUUCUCCUAACCUCUCCGCCAUUUUGUUUUGUUGCGGUUGGUGACUCUCCUGGCAACCAAAUUAUUUUCAUCUUUCUACGCUCAAUUUCAACUUUUUGCCCUCAAUCUCAACUUUGUGCGCUGUUUGGGAUUAACUGACGUGUUCUCAGCCAAUGAGCGUUCUGAAAUGUUUGCAUGCAUAUUAUUAAAAAUGAAUUGAUUUAACCUUUACAUCAACCUCUUGCUACGCUUUUCUAAUUGCUCGGUCAGAAUUUGAUGUCAAUUAAUUGCGAACGGAUUCAAGAUUAACUUGCACUUUUCAGAAAGCCUAAUUAAAGCAAAACUCUGCUAGCGUGAUAACCAAUCGCGUUACAAGUCAGGCAGAUCAAUGACUCUCCGUCGAGCAUCGGAAAAGUUACUAAAUGAAUAGUUUAUCAAAAUAAAUAAAGGUAACGGUUUUCCUUUCAGUUGUAGCGGAAUACUCCGAUACGUUGAAAGAAUCAAUAAAAAGCCACACCGAGUACCUCGCUCAGGCCUCACCGACCACGUCCAAAGUAAGAACAGAUGACAUAUUCACCAACAUUCUCAUGCAACAUGGAAGAAAACCAGUCGAAGAUCCUCAUGUGAAAAGAAAAGAACGCCUUCGCCGGUACGGUCAAAUAAGUGGAAAGCAAAUAAACAGCUCUCAAGAAAUUAUCAUCCCAACCGAUGGGAAACGAAAAAAACGCCUUCGCCAGUACGGUCAAAUAAGUGGAAAGAAAAUUAAAAGCUCUCAACAAAUUUUCAUCCCAACCGAUGGGAAACAUCCAAAAUCUGUUCUUGUCACUGGAAAGGCAGGCAUCGGUAAAACACUGUUUUGUCAAAAGCUGAUCAGAGAUUGGGCUGACAACAAAUUGUUUCGAUCCAGAGCAAAUGCAGAAGUACCUGAUUUUAAGUUCGCAUACUUGCUCACGUUCCGUCAGCUUAACCAACUUGGGGACGACCCUGUUACCUUAAAGGAUAUCUUAAACCGAUCUUCAGUGCUGGAUGACCACUCAAAUAUCGACGACUCUAUAUUUGAGUACAUUCUUCAUCAUUCCGAAGAAGUUUUGAUUAUCAUCGACGGGUAUGACGAGUGUUCACAACGAGAGUACAUCGCUAGUGAUUCGGAUGAAAAGUACCCAACUAACGCCAAAGAGAAGAUGCCAGUAGCAGCACUGUGUGCCAAGCUUAUCAAAGGAAAAAUACUGAGAGGUUCGGUUGUCAUGAUCACGUCAAGACCCGACGAAUCUGACGAAAUGAAAGCCAAAGACAUCUAUUUUGACAGAUACGUUGAAAUUACAGGAUUUUCCGAGCCACAGGUAAAAGAAUACAUUGGAAAGUAUUUCAAAAACAACGACCGAAUGAAAAACAUUGUAAUGGACCACAUUACAAAGAAUGUCAAUCUUGUCAGCUUUGCCCACAUUCCUGUACUUUGUUUUCUUAUGUGCUCCUACUUCGAAUAUACUCUACAGCAACCAAAGAAGAAUAAUCCUCUCCCGGUGAAAACAAGUGACCUUUAUGAUGAAGUGGUCAACAUGUUCGUGCGAAGACACGAUACAAAGAAAAGAGCCUCUCUCAAUAAGACUCUGGAUGGAUUAUCAAAGCUGGCAGCUCAACUUCUUCUGGAGAGAAAGUUUCUUUUCUUUAAAGAGGAUUUGAAAACUUUGAACUUACAUGAGGUGGAACUGAUUCUGUGUGGAAGCGGUCUUCUUCAUUGCGGUCCUCCUUUCAGAAAAUCUUUUUCUGAGACGACUAAACAUUUUUGUUUUACACAUUUGACUCUUCAAGAGUACUUGGCGGCUCGUUGGUUUGUAGAGACAAGAACUAUCCCCCCCAAACAUGUGUCUACAGAAGUAGUUCUAUUUAUGUCUGGUAUUUUGUCCAAGCAAAAAGACAACGAAUUUGAGGAGAAGAUGAUUAUCCACACAUUUUACAGCGACGACUUAUUGGAAAAAGAAGCCAAAAGGGGGCAUUUAAUUUCUAAAUGUCUCCUAAGAUACGAAGACAUUGAGUUUGCCAAGGGAAUAGUUAAGAGAUUUCACGACGUAUUCGACAUAAGAAAUGGAUCUUUUGAUCUUUCUAGGAUGGAGGAUGUGGACUGUCCUGCUGUGUCUUUUGCAUUAAAUGUUUUAGGUGCACUCAGUGAAGAGAAGGAAUCUGAAUGGAAUACAAUCACCACACUUAAACUGGCUUCUUGCACGGUCACCGAUGCCGAUGUUGCCAGUCUAUGUCAAGCAUUACAGACACCAACAUGUAAAGUCACCGAACUUGAUCUGGGUGGUAAUCAGAUCACCGAUGCCGGUGUUGCCAGUCUGUGUCAAGCAUUACAGACACCAACAUGUAAAGUCACCGAACUUUAUCUGGGUGCUAAUCAGAUCACCGAUGCCGGUGUUGCCAGUCUGUGUCAAGCAUUACAGACACCAACAUGUAAAGUCAUCAAACUUUAUCUGGGUUUUAAUCAGAUUACCGAUGCCGGUGUUGCCAGUCUAUGUCAAGCAUUACAGACACCAACAUGUAAAGUCACCGAACUUUAUGUGAGUGGUAAUCAGAUCACCGAUGCCGGUGUUGCCAGUCUAUGUCACGCAUUACAGACACCAACAUGUAAACUCACCGAACUUCAUCUGGGUGCUAAUCAGAUCACCGAUGCCGGUGUUGCCAGUCUAUGUCAAGCAUUACAGACACCAACAUGUAAAGUCACCGAACUUGAUCUGCGUGGUAAUCUGAUCACCGAUGCCGGUGUUGCCAGUCUAUGUCAAGCAUUACAGACACCAACAUGUAAAAUAACCGAGCUUCGACUGGGUGGUAAACAGAUCACCGAUGCCGGUGUUGCCAGUCUAUGUCAAGCAUUACAGACACCAACAUGUAAAGUCAUCAAACUUUCUCUGGGUGGUAAUCAGAUCACCGAUGCCGGUGUUGCCAGUCUAUGUCAAGCAUUACAGGCACCAACAUGUAAAGUCACCGAACUUGAUCUGGAUUUACAUCACAUCACCGAUGCCGGUGUUGCCAGUCUAUGUCAAGCAUUACAGGCACCAACAUGUAAAGUCACCGAACUUGAUCUGGAUUAUAAUCACAUCGCCGAUGCCGGUGUUGCCAGUCUAUGUCAAGCAUUACAGGCACCAACGUGUAAAGUCACAAAACUUGAUCUGGUUUUUAAUCAGAUCACCGAUGCCGGUGUUGCCAGUCUAUGUCAAGCAUUACAGGCACCAACAUGUAAAGUCACCGAACUUGAUCUGGGUUAUAAUCACAUCACCGAUGCCGGUGUUGCCAGUCUAUGUCAAGCAUUACAGGCACCAACAUGUAAAGUCACCGAACUUGAUCUGGGUUAUAAUCACAUCACCGAUGCCGGUGUUGCCAGUCUAUGUCAAGCAUUACAGGCACCAACGUGUAAAGUUACAAAACUUAAUAUGGAGAAGAAUCAUAUCACCAAUGCCGCUAUGGACCGUCUAAAGAAUAUUUUA
Molecule: messenger RNA, 4999 nt
Organism: Pocillopora meandrina
Lineage: Eukaryota; Metazoa; Cnidaria; Anthozoa; Scleractinia; Pocilloporidae
Source: the annotation of a GenBank genome assembly